This is a messenger RNA of Kockovaella imperatae, 1626 nucleotides long. RefSeq lists its product as hypothetical. Gene Ontology annotation, molecular function: tRNA dihydrouridine synthase activity; flavin adenine dinucleotide binding. Bases 1 to 1626 code for a protein of 541 amino acids. The transcript has 7 exons. NCBI's taxonomy places the organism in Eukaryota, Fungi, Basidiomycota, Tremellomycetes, Tremellales, Cuniculitremaceae. The record is from RefSeq and is a predicted model, not a curated record. Gene Ontology annotation, biological process: tRNA processing.
AUGUCCGAGGCUGUCGCUGGUCCCUCCAAGCGCAAGCUGGAAGGGUACGACUUUUAUAGGAGUAUUGGGAGUCCAAAAUUCGUGGUCGCUCCGAUGGUGGAUCAGAGUGAACUGGCUUGGCGACUAUUGUCAAAAGCUCCUCUGCCGCCUGCUAUGGCUGGACCUUCCAUACCGGCGACAGCUGAAGUUCCGCAUACUCGACAUCAAGGUGGAGCUCACCUCACUUACACGCCCAUGAUCCAUGCUGGAGUCUUUGCGAGAUCCGUCAGGGAGUCGAAAGGGGGUGAUGGGCAAUUCGACUUGACAUUCGGUGAAGAGGGUAGCUCAGACACUCUAGCGGGUAUUGAGGGUGGAGACAGACCUCUGUUCGUCCAGUUCUGUGCCAACGAUCCCGAGGUUCUAUUAGCCGCGGCGAAGAUGGUGGAAAAGCAUUGCGAUGCGGUCGACAUAAACUUUGGCUGUCCUCAAGGAAUAGCAAGGCGAGGAGGGUAUGGAGCUUUUUUGCAGGACGAUUGGGAGCUCAUUCGUAAACUAAUCUCGACGCUGCAUGAAAAUCUCUCAGUACCCGUCACUGCCAAGUUUCGAAUAUUCCCAGACCUGGAGCGCACACUUGCAUAUGCCAAGAUGAUGCAAGAUGCUGGAGCUCAAAUUCUCACAUGUCAUGGUCGAACAAGGGAGAUGAAGGGUCAACACACUGGACUGGCGGACUGGAAGAUCAUCAAAGCGGUCAAAGAGCAUCUCACCAUUCCAGUCUUUGCCAACGGCAACAUACUCUACCGCGAAGAUGUCGAUCGAUGUCUAGAAGAGACCGGCUGUGAUGGAGUCAUGACAGCGGAGGGCAACCUCUCAAAUCCUGCCAUCUUCUUGCCACCGGAUCACCCGCAUUUUCACCCAUCCGUCAUAACACUCGCCAACCGAUACAUUGAUAUUGUCGAGUCCCUCAGCACUCAAACUGCUCUUUCAGCCAUCAGAGCGCACAUGUUUAGGCUAUUCAGACACGUCCUCGAUGAGGAUGAUGGUACUAUACGAGACAUGAUACUUCGAGCAAAGGCGCCGUACGGUCAGCCGCUGGAGGAUUUCCGUGAGAUAAUUCGGGCUUUCGAAGAGAAACUCAAGGAUGCAAAAGCGGCUGCUGGCCCGGACUGGAAAGCCGAACCUUUAGACUCAGCUACAGGGUAUCGUAAACUGCCCAGCUUUGCCGCUCAGCCUCUGCUGCGAGCUAUUCCAGAAUCGUCUGAAGUUGGCGGCAAUGAGGAGUUGGUGGCGGGGGAGCUCAGAGCUAGAUCGACUUCACCGCUACCAAACAUGCCCGUUCAUUGUGUCUGGACAGGACCCAAUCCCUGCCACGGUGUCGCCGCAUCUCGAUGUCCUACCGGCGCUUGCAUCAUACAUUGUCGCAUGAUCCGCGCCAUCGAAGAUGGAAUGGAUCCCCAGACUGCGUCUGACUUGUCCGCGCGAGGCGAGCUCGCAGGAAGAGGCUGCGAGGCCCACGAGGCAAAAGUGCUCGCUAAAAAGGCACUGAAACAGCAAAAGAAGAAGGUAAAGGCAGAGGCAAAGGAGUCGAUGCGUUUCAGGAAAGCAGAGGCAAAGCGAAAGCGCGUGAUAGCGAGGGAACGCCAGAGUUAG